AUUUAUUUCCCGGGUCGGACACAUGUUGUUUACACUUGGCUGUGAUUGGUUCAAUUUUCGCGCCAUUGAGACUGAAUCCUUCCGAGCUGAGACCGCCAUUGUUUUGAGACGCAAUCGGUUACUCACAAAAACGAACAAAAUGGGGCUUUCAGAAGACGGUGAAGAAAGCACUAGCUCUCGAUAUGAAGAGCUAUGUCUGGAGCUUAAUAUGGACCAAGGAGCGAAGGAUGAAGCGUGGAAAAUGUUCGAAAGAAUCAAUGCAAACUACACACUUGAGGGAGAUGACCUUCACUGGCUGACUUGUGCCUUAUAUGUGGCAUGUAGGGGCUCUGUGACCCCCACUGUAGGACAGGGGAUGCUAGAAGGCAACUGUGUGUCACUUACUCGUCUCUUAAGAUCUGCCAAACUAAGUUAUAUUCAGCUACAAUGGCUUAUCAAGCAUUUCAGUCUAAUACAGUUCUUCAAUAAGAUGAAAAAAUGGAGUGAUAUGGCGAACCUUCCCACUGACUUCAGAGAUAAGGUCGACAGAUUAGAGAGAAAUUUUGCCGUAUCAACAGUUAUAUUUAAGAAAUACGAACCUAUAUUUUUGGAUAUAUUUAAAAACCCAGCCAAUGACCCACCAAAGCAGAACAGAAGUCGUAAACAAAGGCGGCUACCAUGUACUGUGUCUGAUCUGUUUGAUUUCUGCUGGUCUAUGUUUGUACAGGUGAAAGGAAACUUCCCUGCCAUCAGUGAUGACCUGGUCAACUCCUAUCACCUUCUUCUGUGCUGUAUUGACUGGUUUUACACCAAUGCGUUGUUAGGCAACAGGAGAGAUCUUCUAAAUCCAACAUUCUCAGCAUUACCAGAAAGUUAUUCAAGCAAGGAUUACAAAGUGCCUACAGAAGUACCAUGUAUUAUACAAUUACUUUGCGAAAAACAUGAGGGGAUAACACUGGAAGCCAAGGGCAUCAAAGAACACUGGUGGAAACCACAUAUCAAAAAGUUAUUUGAUAAGAAGUUUUUGAAGGGGAAGGUGGAGAACCUGACUGGGAUACUGGAAGUUGGUCACUUUGAAGCAAACAGCAAAGCUAUACGAUCAGCCUAUGAGGAAUAUGUACUGAAUGUUGGUGACUUUGAUGAGAGAAUCUUUGUCGGAGAUGAUGCAACUACGGAGAUUGGAACGCCCGCUAAAUCUGCUCAACCAAUGGCUGAUGACCUUUCAGAAAGGAUGCAGAUUAAACAGCAUUUACAAACAUUUGACCAGAACCAGUCAUUAUGUCCAGACACUCCGCUGACAGGAAGACGCUACUUGAAGGAAAAAGACACCUCUGAUGUCACACCUGUUUCCACGGCAACACAAGGUGUACAUCGGUUACAGGCUUUGUUGUCUGGUAGGAAGACCAGCCCUAGUGAGGAGUUAAUGAGCAUUUUUGAGGAAUGUUCGGUAAAUCCUAAAGAUACUGUGGUACAACGUGUCAAGAAAAUGGGGGAAAUUUUCUGCACCCAUUAUGCCCAGCCCUCGGAGAAUCACCCUGGCAGCCAUAUUGAUUUUGCCAGAAAGAGACUGCAGCUUGGCGAGAGUCUGUAUUUUAAGACACUGGAGAAUAUCAUGGUUUAUGAGAAAAGAAGAAUCCUGGCCAGUCACAGAGAUAGCACAGGAAGAUGUGACUUUGCUUACUUGCUGGAACAGGAUGUAUUCCACCAGUGCCUAUUUGCCUGCUGCUUGGAGAUUGUCAUCUUCUCAUACAACUCACAAAGAUCAUUCCCCUGGAUUAUGGAGGUGUUCGAUUUACAGGCCUAUGACUUUUACAAAGUAAUCGAGGUGUUGAUCCGUACAGAAGAUGGCCUGUCUCGAGAUGUAGUGAAACACUUGAACCAUGUCGAGGAGACGAUCCUCGAGUCUCAGGCUUGGAAGUACGGCAGCACUAUAUGGACAGCUAUCAAAGAACAGGGAGAUGUUGUACCUUCUUGUGAACAGGUGACGCUACCCAGCCAAAUAGACAAAGGGGAUGCUAGUGCAAGUGUAUCCUCCUCUCCACUGAUUCAUCCCACUGUGAAAAGACUAGCUGGAGAGGGCAGGGCAGCUUUCGUCAGGUCAGACUCCGCAAAGAAAGAUCCUAUGAUGUCACCUACUGGUCCAUCAGCAACCGAUCGAUUCGGUUCACCAACUCCCGGUGGUGCCAAAAGGAGAUUGUUCGGUCAACAGGGGGGAGAACAGCAGACAAUCGUGGUGACGGCCCCAGGAUCAGCCUCAGGUGGAACAGAUACAGCAGAGGGACAGGGGCAGGCCCCCAAACCUAUGACAAUGUACCACCAGGCCCAGACGCAGGAUGGCCGUCAGGUCCUUAUUCCAGUUCAGAUUAUAGCUGCAGGAGCUUCUGGUUCAACGGUUGCAGGUUUAGCCAAAGGAUCCACUCCUAGUAAGCCUCAGAACAAACCCAAGCGUGGAGGAUCACUGGGGCUAUUCUUUAGAAAGGUGUACCAUCUUGCCAGCACUCGCUUGAGACAUCUCUGUGAACAAUUAGGAAUUGAAUCAGAAUUACGCCAAAAAAUUUGGACUCUAUUUGAGCAUACUUUAAUAAAGCACAUAGACCUCAUGAUGGACCGCCAUAUAGAUCAGCUGUUAAUGUGUGCGACUUACGUCAUGUGUAAAGUCACUGGUGAUACGCAGUCUUUCCAGGAUAUCAUGAAAUGUUAUAGGCUACAGCCACAGAGCCAAAGUCAUGUAUAUCGCAGUGUGUUGGUGAAUAACAGACGAAGACAUCACUCCGGCAGUAGUGAUAGUAGUCGCAACGGGGCCAGUGGGACAUCAUCUCCAGUUGACCAAUCAAAAGAGGAGCGAGAGAAACAAGAAAAAAAGCGUGCUGAACGUCUAGCUAUGAUUCGUUCAACGAGUACUCUACCCCCCUCUCACGAGAACAGCCAACCCCCUACCCCCACAAGACUAGCAGGCACAGGGUCAUCAUUUGAGUUUGAAGAGCGUGGUGAUCUCAUUAAGUUCUAUAACACCAUAUUUGUCAAGCGGGUGCGGAGUUACGCUGUCAAGUUUACCACUGGGAAAGAAGAGAAGAAUGAUGCUCCUAUGCUGUCACCGUUGCCUUUACAUAGGACCCAACCCACUUCCCCUAGACGUGUGUCCAACAACCACUCACUGUACAUAUCCCCACACAAAACAUCAGGGGAGCCACAGACACCCACCAGUAGACUACUGUGGUGUUUCAAUAAAUCACCCGCCAAGGAUUUAAAAGCGAUUAACAAUAUGUUGCGUCUCGGAGAGCGAAAGAUCACAGCGGGAAAACGUCUACAUCUUCGGGAUGAAGAUAGUUCAAGCGAUAACCCUACCAAGAAAAUGAAUCUCGGGAACUCUAUUAUUUUCAGUCAGAAACUACAAGCCGUCAAUAGUGAUCGUUUAAAGGGAGCAAAUGGAACAGGUGGCACCUAGUACCGCACUGUUGGAGAAUCGACAUUUCGAACUCGCAUCAUGAAUAAAUUAUUUUUGAUGGAAAUCUUUUGACUGAAGCAAAAAAUAAUCAUGGAGUAAGAAAUUAUAAAUACCAUUGUGAUAUGGUAUGGAAAAAUUAUGUGCAAAUAUUAAUCAAUUCAGGGGUGAUAUGUUGUCUGCUUGGAUUCAAAGUGAGGCUGACCUUGACCUUGAUUCAGCAGACAACACUUUGGGAGUAUGUAACAACAAUUUCACAUGUGAUCUCAAAACAUGUAAACAUAACACAAUAAGUCUAUAAAAUAAUAGGUGUAGAUUAAAAUAUAUCGUAGUCCUUAAUAUUAGAAACAUAUUUUAUGGGUGUGGCAAAAGUUAGUAAACCGCAACAUAUUCCCAAGUUAAACAAACUAGCAUUGUCUAUUUCUUGUAAUUUCUACAUCGGGUAAUGGUGAAGAUUGAUAUAUAUA
Molecule: messenger RNA, 3888 nt
Organism: Owenia fusiformis
Lineage: Eukaryota; Metazoa; Annelida; Polychaeta; Sabellida; Oweniidae
Source: the annotation of a GenBank genome assembly